AUGGAAUCUAACGAAUGUGAAUUCUGGAGAUUCGGACACAACUGUUCCCAGACCUGUGGGUAUUGUGACGAUAACACGACGUGUAAUACAGAGGGGUUCUGUACCAACGGGUGUCAGUACGGAUGGCGGGGACCCCGAUGUCUUCAGGUUGAUGACUUGGUACCCUAUCCUCUUUCAACACUUUUAUUAUCAGGCUUUCUGGCAGUUUCACUGAUAAUGCUGUUAUUUGUUUCAUUGGAAUUGCGUAGACGGAUUAAAAGCAAAAGCAAUGCGAGAAUAAGCAGCUACGAAAUGCCUGGAGAGCAACUGAUCAAAAAAGAAAGCGCUGAUCGUUAUGGGACCUUGGACAAAUAUAUUCUGGAAACAUCUAAAAAGAUAAAAGACGAGGAAAAUGGAGCAAGUUCUAGAGAUAACAAUUUUUCCAGUUCCGGAUACGAGAAGCCACCACGAUUAAUUGAACCAACCAAUCUUUCCAGUUCCGGAUACGAGAAGCCACCAGGUUCAGGUCGAUCAAGCUAUAAUGAUAAUCUUUCCUGUUCCGGAUAUGAGAAGCCACCACGGAUAGCUGAAACAGAGGAAAACCGAGAUUCGUCACAUUAUACUAUUCCAAAUAUGGCAUAUAACAGUGUCGUAUAGUAAAUCUUCCACAUUGCAAACCGUCCACCAGAAAGUUUACUAGAUAUACUGAAGGGACAAAGA
Saccostrea echinata is the source of this 699-nucleotide messenger RNA. RefSeq lists its product as uncharacterized. The coding region runs from base 1 to 636 and encodes 211 amino acids. NCBI's taxonomy places the organism in Eukaryota, Metazoa, Mollusca, Bivalvia, Ostreida, Ostreidae. The record is from RefSeq and is a predicted model, not a curated record. The transcript has 5 exons.